Molecule: messenger RNA, 672 nt
Organism: Cornus florida
Lineage: Eukaryota; Viridiplantae; Streptophyta; Magnoliopsida; Cornales; Cornaceae
Exons: 1
Coding region: 103-672 (189 amino acids)
Source: RefSeq, a predicted model, not a curated record
CUUCCAAAUAUAUCAUACAAAAAUUCUCUUCAUUCACCAACACUUUCUAUAUAUGUAUUCUACACACACUUGCACACACAUAUAUACACAUAUAUAGAACUCAUGGAAGCCCUGUGGGAUUUGGAAGACAAGUGGAAGCUAACAACCCAAGAAGCAGUUAUUCUAUUUGUUGGCUCUGCAUUUUUAGUCAUUGGUGUUUGCACUGUGAUGGUUCUAAAGAGGAGGGCUAGAACAAAGCAACUUGUUAACCAAGAACCUGAUGAUCGGGAGGAGGCUGAAUCAGUUGGCACAAAAUGGUUCGAGCCGCGGCCUGGUUGGUGCUCCAUGAAGAAGGUGUUGAUGAGCUCAGUACAGUGGAACAGAGCAAACAAGUGGGAGGAGAGAAUAAGUGGGAGAGGGAGAGGGAGAGGGAGAGAGAGUCCGUCACCACUGCUUGUUAAAGGAGGCUGUGAAGCCGACGUUGGAUGGCAGAGUCACAACUCUCUGUCACCGGUGUGGCAGAGGCCGAUCCUCAUGGGCGAGAAGUGUGAGCUACCGAGGUUCAGUGGGCUAAUUCUCUACGACGAGAGAGGCAAACCAGUUCAUCAUUCAGACAAAGAAACUACUCACCUGCAGGUAAAUAACUAUGGUACUUCUAUGGCCUUUUACUUCACAGUUCUUCUAUAUCUGUAG